Rhizoctonia solani is the source of this 1950-nucleotide messenger RNA. RefSeq names its product transcriptional regulator Medusa. The record is from RefSeq and is a predicted model, not a curated record. Bases 1 to 1950 code for a protein of 649 amino acids. NCBI's taxonomy places the organism in Eukaryota, Fungi, Basidiomycota, Agaricomycetes, Cantharellales, Ceratobasidiaceae. The transcript is spliced from 4 exons. Gene Ontology annotation, cellular component: nucleus.
AUGGACUCUCAUAUCUCUCUGGGCUAUCCCGAGCACCACGAUGAGAGUGAAUUGUCGUAUCCCACCGCCGUCGUUCCUUCAGGCUUGCCUUCGUUGAGCUCCUCAAUGGCAAUCCUCCCUCAAUACUCUCAUGCUGGUCGUAUGGAGCCCGAAUUUAUUAACAGUGCUCCCCAAGCUUUUGCUGACGACGAAGACGAUAGACCCUCCAUUGCUAUAGGAAAAACUGUCAGGAUCCUAGGGUACCACCCACGAGAGGGAACCUACCGCACACCUAUUGUUGUUCGUCUUGUUUUCCGGCGCGACUAUCUACCUUCAAAGGCCAGGGUUUCUCUUCGCGUAAAGAUGGGAAACAUUCCCAUUUGCACUGAGAUAGAAGGGAUUCAGGCCGCCAAUGGGGAGCUAGGAGAGUGGAGGUUGCACAUUGCCGCCCCUGAUCCACGAGAGCUGGAUAUCGUUGGUCUUGAAGUUCCCCUCAUUGUCCAAGCCUUUGACAUACACGCGGGAGUUAUGACUGACGACGUAUGCAUUGGGCCAUUCAAAUUUUGGACUCUCACAUCCGCCGAAGAGGUACGUACAGGCGGGCCCGGGCCAGAUUACUUUGGAGUCCUCCCACAAUCGUAUGGUAUGAGUGAGUACGCACAAUCGCGUCCGCCUUACUCUAGGAAUACAUCCAUUGGCGAGGAAAGCGCUAGCCAACCCGACGAAGGUUCAUUCUCCAGCUCCUACCCAGGCGAGGCACCAGCUUCUGCCUUGGGGCUUACCCACAUGACAGAGGCAGCUCACGAAGGCUCAGUGCGCCGCCGCGCACAGCUAGCUAUCGACGUUCCUCCUCCUCACAGUACCUUGGAUGUAUCGAGAAGCGACGGAGAUACCGAAUCUCCUUCCACAGCAAAGAGCUUUCUCGGUCAGACCCCAGGAGAAGACACAUAUCAGGUUUCCCUUGGAUUCCUUGCGGAUCUUAAUUCCAUGACUAAGAACUGGACACCGGAGGAGGUCAAUGACAAGAGGCGGAUUGUCGAAUUCUUUUGCGUCCGAACUCGCGGUCGCAUCGAUGUCACGUUCGCUCCUAUCCCCGUCGAGAAGGCUCGAGAUCUGAGCAAAAACAUCGUAUCCUGCAUUUGGUGGGAUGGCAUGGAAGAAUUUAUUAUUACUUCGGUAGAUACAAUUAACCUACUCGAGCGGCUGGUAGGGACCAAGUUCACAACUGAAGAGAAGAAUCGUAUUAGAAGGAACCUUCAGGGUUUCAAGCCCGCCACUGUCUCAAAGAGUCAGCCCGAGUCCGAGCCCUUCUUUCGCACUCUUAUGGAGUUUCCUCCACCAAGACCACGUAACAUCGAGAAGGACGUCAAGGCAUUUGCAUGGUCUAAACUUCCUUCCAUGUUGGAGAAGGUUGUCUCGAAAUACUGGUUCACGUCCUCUUCGAGCGAGUCCGAAACCGAUGAUACACCCUCAAAAAUUCGAAUUCUACGCGAGUCGGAUAACAUCUCCACAGAGUCACCUAAUGUAUCCGCUCAGCCUCUCUCAGCGUCUGAGACACUAAGCUCUGCUCCACCCUCACAACGAGAAGUUGAAUCGAUGUGUGGGGAUAUUAUUGAGUCAGGCUCUUACGCUCCCGUGCCUCCUUCCAGUCAAACUCAGUCCGAAGAAUAUUACUCCGGUACAUUCACGAACGAACAUCAUCUAGGCUAUGCUCAAGAAUCUCAAGGGUCAUUAAAUUCAAUGUAUGGUGGCCCCGACACACUCAUGGAAAUCAGCGAGGAGUCCGCAGGAGGCUUGCACUCUAUUUCGGUCGCCCACACUCGAGUCUCUGGAGGGCCCAUGAACGCAUGCCCCGAAUCGGUGGUGAUCCCUGCCCCCAGUAGUACCUAUACGCACCACACUGGUGCUAAUCAAAUGGCCGGCGAGGUUGUCCAUAGUGACAUGCAGUAUAUGACGCAUACAUCCUACUAG